Molecule: messenger RNA, 2220 nt
Organism: Penicillium cinerascens
Lineage: Eukaryota; Fungi; Ascomycota; Eurotiomycetes; Eurotiales; Aspergillaceae
Exons: 5
Coding region: 1-2220 (739 amino acids)
Biological process (GO): DNA-templated transcription; regulation of DNA-templated transcription
Cellular component (GO): nucleus
Molecular function (GO): DNA binding; zinc ion binding; DNA-binding transcription factor activity, RNA polymerase II-specific
Source: RefSeq, a predicted model, not a curated record
AUGAACUCCUCGAAUGACAAUUACACGAUUCACAAGGUUUCUCUCAAGCGCACCCGUCAAGCAUGUGCUCCCUGUCGGCGCAAGAAAGCGCGCUGCCCCGGUGAGAAGCCAGCGUGCUCGCUAUGCCAGCGAUUAGGACAGCGCUGCACCUAUGGGCCACAGGCCUCGGCGAACCGAGCGCGAAAUAACCGGACACCCUCAACUCCGAGUCAAGAUAUUAGUUCCGAACCCGUCAAAGAGGUGCGCAUCGCAAACCGGGCCCAAUGGCAUAUCGCAUGGACAUUUCCUGACUCAUUGAGCCUUCAGACAAGCAAUUCCGACGCUCCGAGCACGCGACGACUCCAGCAGAUUGAACAACGACUGGAUGAGAUCUCGGGCCUCCUCCGAGAUCAUCUUCCCCGGACAAAUGUGUUGACGGAGGCAUUACGUGAAUAUUUGCCGGAAGGCACCGAUUCCAUCCAGCAAGAACACGAUGCCGUCUCCACCCCAGUCGAUCCUCCGAUCGAAGCCCAAGAUCCUUCUUUAUGCUCCGUACUACCAUCCUCUUUCAUCCAAGCCGAAGUCGAAGUCUACUUAACGUACUUCCACGAUCAACCAUACUGCGUGUUCGACAAAGAUUGGCUACUGAGAAACGCAUCCUCCCUGCCUUCGGAUAUCGCGUUUCCAUUGGUGGCUCUCACUCAUCGCCUUUCAGUCUGUUCACCCGGAUUGGCAGGUCGUGGUAUGUCUACGGGCAAGCUCUGCGCGGAGCGGGCUUGGAAUAUAUUGUCAUCUCGUUACCAAGACGGAAAAACAGGGCUUUCCUUUCUCCAGGGUACCUUCCUCAAUGCUCAGCUGGAUUUUGCAGAUGGAAAUGCACACCGAGGAUGCGCAUCUGUCGCCAUUGGCUUGCGAGUCAUCCAAUUCUUUGGGCUUAACCAGGGGAGAAACCUUUCGGGAAUGAACAGAUGUGAAGCGGAAGCAAGGCGGCGGAUAACAUGGGCAUUCUUCAUGCUCGAUCGGACCUACAAUGCGUCGCGAAAUUAUUCAUUGUGUCUUGCGGAUAACCACUUCACUCUCCUCUUUCCGUCUUCGGCCACGGGAAACUCGACAGUCCGAGGAUCUUUGCACGAGAAGUCAACCAAACAAGGGCACAAGGUCGAUCAAGGAAUCAUGGCUUGCCUCGUUCAGCUUUACGCUUUAUGGGGCAAGGCAACGGAAUGGGUGUUUGAGCCAUUGAUGACGAGCUUCCUACCUCCCUGGCAAACCGGAUCUGCCCUUUCCAUUCUGGAGUCCGAGUGGAUGCAGUUUGAGACGCAGUUCGCAGACACACAUCGCUACAUGAACGUUGAUUUCAAGCGACGUGCGCGCGAAGAACCCCAGUCCCAUCCUUACCUCUCCACCUGGCUAUGUGUUCAAUUCCUUUUCCAUUCUAUCCAGUGUCUUUUGCAUCACCCUUUCGUCACAAUGAUCAAACUCCGUCACAUGAGCGGAAACCUCUCAGCAACCUUUCUACAAAAGUCGUUCGAGACGUCUUUGCUUCAUUCUAGGUGGAUUGCUAGGUUCAUCAAGGAAAUGGCAGAGGUCGAUAUGCGGCUAUGUGACCCGUUCUUCGGGUACCUGGCGGCAAUCGCUGCAACGAUUCAGCUCGAGCACACUGGUAAUAAAAACCCGAAAAUCGCUCUGCUCGUGAAUAACGAAUAUCGCACACUCGUGGGAUUUAUGAAUGAGGUCUCUUCUCAAUGGGAAAGUAUGGAAGUAUUGGUUCAUCGGGUAAACAAACUAGCUGCCCGGCAUCAAAAUUACGGAUCGCUGUUCUAUAAUCAGGACGGCUUCUCCGGAGCUUUGUCGAGCAUGGUAACCCCUUCAAAUUUACCAAGAAUGUCCAGCGAGGAUGAGGCCUUGAUGUGGGACAUUCUUGAUCUCACCUCUUCAUCCCGUUUUCCUUCAGCAGCAGAUAUGACAGGCUCGGCUACUCAGCAUGAAGAAAUCACACCAAAUGAGAAAAGUUCACCGGAGCAGGAACUGGAUGUAGACCCCCAUGGAGCAGGUCACGGUCAAGAACCAGACACUUCGAACUUUCUUGCUCAUGGAGAACCUCUUCUUGGAGGGGCAUCACACCCGGUUGAUGAGCCGGUAUCAGAUUGGCCAUUCUCACAACGUGUCGGGAAUAACCCUUUGACCGCUGUUCCUGAUAUUCCUGAUUGGAUGGUCUUUGGAGACUUUACAGAACAUCUCUGA